This is a messenger RNA of Aspergillus tanneri, 555 nucleotides long. RefSeq lists its product as uncharacterized. NCBI's taxonomy places the organism in Eukaryota, Fungi, Ascomycota, Eurotiomycetes, Eurotiales, Aspergillaceae. The coding region runs from base 1 to 555 and encodes 184 amino acids. The transcript has 3 exons. The record is from RefSeq and is a predicted model, not a curated record.
AUGAAGAUCGAAUUUGCUGCUCUGGCAUUUGCCCUGUUCCAGGGUAGUUUUGCCAGCUGCAUAAAUGGAAAAGCCUAUUGUGGACGCGCUUUACAGGGCAGAAUGAGCGGUGCAUUCAAUCCCGAUGGGCUGUACCGCUGCUAUGAGACCAAUCCGACGGACGCGACUUACCCUCGUUAUAGUGCCAUGGCGAUCUGGGAGUGUCCAGAGGGGUGUCGUGAUGGGGCUGCAGGGGAGAGUGAUUUCUGCAAUAAUAUCUAUCAUGAAUGUAACUUGGAUCAUGAUGAAGUUGCGUGUAAGAAGGUGAAGGCCCUCGAGGGUGAGAAUGGUAAGGGAGGAGAUGAGGGUGAUUCUCGGGUUUCAGUGAAGGGUGAGAAGAAGAAUGAAGAUGAGGACGACGAUGAGAAGGAGAAGGACGGCGACAAGGAUGCGAACCAGAAAAAGGGGGAUGAGGACGAGGACGAGGAUGAGGAUGAAGAUGAGGACGAGGAGGAUGAGGAGGAGGAUGACGAUGACGAUGACGAUGAGGAUGAGGAUAAGAGAAAGAGGAGGUAA